Dermacentor andersoni is the source of this 7435-nucleotide messenger RNA. It is a transcript of the gene Alg9, whose product is annotated as alpha-1,2-mannosyltransferase Alg9. Gene Ontology annotation, biological process: protein N-linked glycosylation. Gene Ontology annotation, molecular function: alpha-1,2-mannosyltransferase activity. Gene Ontology annotation, cellular component: endoplasmic reticulum membrane. The record is from RefSeq and is a predicted model, not a curated record. NCBI's taxonomy places the organism in Eukaryota, Metazoa, Arthropoda, Arachnida, Ixodida, Ixodidae.
GCAUAUUUAUAUUAAAUUGUUAUUUUAGUAUAUGAAUGUGUAUAGUAUCAUAAUUUAUAAUCUUCAAAUAUUGACAUCGCCAUCGCCUACCGCAUCGCAGAUAUGUGUCCCUUCGACGUCUGCUUGUUCUGCUCAUUGAGUGCCAACUCAAAGGCCAUGUUAUCGUGUUUUGAACUGAAGUAAGGAAAGCAUACAAAGCUCACAGUCAUCGAUUGUCACGAUGGCACGGCAGCGUCGCAAAGAACCGAGGGACCACCCCAGAAAGCUUCAGCUGGCCGCGAAGCCCCGGCCACCUGCGAAUGCAAAUGAUGAUCAACUUGGCCCAUGGGCGCCUCUGCCGUAUACUGCUUUCAAAGCAAUCUUGUCCGCUCGACUAUGUGCAGCAGUGUGGAACAACAUAGCUGAUUGUGACGAGACCUUUAACUACUGGGAGCCUACGCACUACCUGAUGUAUGGCAAAGGGCUUCAAACCUGGGAAUACUCUCCCCAGUACGCUAUUCGAUCGUAUGCGUACCUUUGGCUCCACGCGCUUCCGGGCCUUGUCUACAGCAACCUGCUUCAGUCAAACAGGGUUCUUGUAUUUUACUUUAUGCGUUGCAUCUUGGGCUUCGUCUGCGCGCUUUGCGAGGUCUAUUUCUAUAAAGGUGUGCUUAAGCGCUUCGGACCGGUAGUUGCACGCUCGACUCUAGUCCUGCUUCUGUUUAGCACUGGAAUGUUCAUCUCCUGUACUGCGUACCUUCCGAGCGCAUUUUCCAUGUAUUGUGCGAUGGUCGCAUGUGGAGGCUGGUUCCUUGGGGACUACCGUGUCACAGUGUUCGCUACUGCCGUAGGUGCUCUACUGGGCUGGCCGUUCUCGGCCGCGCUUAGCUUGCCAGCUGCUUACGACAUAGCUUGCGUGAAGCGCAAGCUUCACCCUUUUUUGGUUUCUUGUGUGGGUUCGCUCGCCUUCAUUCUUCCCGUGCUCGUGGCCAUCGACUCGCAUUAUUUCGGUCGAACCGUGCUGGCGCCCCUCAACAUUGUCAUUUAUAACGUGUUCAGCAAGCACGGCGCCAACUUGUACGGGGUCGAACCAUGGUCCUUCUACUUCAAGAACGGACUGCUCAACUUUAAUGUGGCUUUUGCAGCCGCUCUGGCGUCAGGUCCGGUAGUGUUGAUGUGGCCUAAGUUGACACGACAAGGUCAUGCGCCACAGGGCCGUGUGAGCUCUGACUGCCUGCUGGAGCUGGCGCCACUCUACCUUUGGUGCGCAAUUUUUUUCAGCCAAGCACACAAGGAGGAGCGCUUCCUCUUUCCCGUGUACCCGCUCAUCUGCCUGUGUGCCGCCAUCUGUGUCAACACACUGGAGUCUGUGACCAGCCUCUACUCGCGCACACUGACGGGUGUCGCACGACGCGCCACGUCCGCUCUGGCCCAGCAUCUCUGGCUCGUCUUUCUGGUCACCGCCACGCUGCUGUCCGUGUCCAGGACGGUGGCCCUCUAUCGAAAUUUCAGAGCACCCAUGGAGAUAUACAUGGAGCUUGGGCCACUUGCAAGCCUUGGUGCUGACAGCCAUGGUAGCCAGGGUGACAUUGUGCCAUCAACACUUUGUGUGGGGAAAGAGUGGUACAGAUUUCCUUCGUCUUUUUUUCUACCUCAAAACUGGGAACUCUCCUUCAUUGAGUCAGAAUUUCGAGGACAGCUUCCCAAGCCAUAUGCAUCUGGUGCUAAUGGAACACGCAUCAUACCCACAGAUAUGAAUGAUGCCAAUAGGGAAGAACAGUCUCGCUAUGUAAAUCCAACUCUGUGUGACUACCUUGUUGACACAGAUGGUCAUGAUGUGACUGAUCGUGAGCCUGACUACUCGUCCAGUCCAGAUUGGGAGGUCAUCACUUCUGUCAAGUUUUUGGACAGCAAGAGGUCUCCAGUUUAUGCAAGAACCUUUUAUGUGCCAUUUGUAACAGAACAACAGUGCGUGUAUGUCAACUACUACCUGCUCAAGCGAAAGAAACCAACUAGGAAUAAGGCUUAGGUCUUCUUUCUUUUUCUUCUAAGUGGUCCACGACCCAAUGCUAAAGGAGCAUUCCAUAGUACUUAGCGCUUGGUUUGUGUGUAUAUGUCUAAGACAUUUUCAACCAUGACUAAAGACCUGACAUGUUGACAACAUUUUCAGUUUUGAACUAGUAACAUGGUCAUCAAAAUUUUCAGUACAGGUAGUUUUGCUAUCAUCAGCUGGCAUUGCUAUAUUUCUGUAGUGUUGAAAAUGAGAAAAAAACACCAUUUGCAUGUACAGUGUAAAACUAUACAGAAAAUUUUUUUAAUUACUAUCUUUUUUUAAUGCUGAUAAGCUUUUUUAUACUGUAAGUUAUUGAAACCUACACGCCUAUGUAAAUAAUUACAAAUGUUGUGCACAAGUCAGUACUGUGUGAUCUGAAACCAGUUCAGUGCAUCAGUAGCUGCUCAUGAAAGCUCUUUGCAUCAUAACAAGUAGAAAGAAAUGUGGCGUACUUGGAGUUCACAAAUUACCUGUUUGUGGAUUUCUUAAUUGCUGAAAGCCAUGAUAAAUGCCAUAAUUAAAGUGCAUUUCACCUAGAAAUGUCAUUGAGUCUCAUUAUAAUGUGUUUGUAUACAUAAAAAUGACUGUGAUUUAUAAAAUGGGAUUAUAUCUUCGUGCCUAGAACGAUUUGUGCUGCUUUUCAGGGUAGUAAUGCAGGUGACAUUGGAACUGAGACAUGUCAUGGAGAGAGUACUUCCCCUGAAAGGGGUCCUGCAGUUAUUAAUGCCUUCAAUUUUGCUGCAGAUAUAUUCUUUGCAAACCAUAGAGAUAAGUCCCAAAAACAGCUAUGAAGACUGGCAAAGGUAAACCUUAAAUUACUCAGCUGAGACAUUUCAAAGUACAGGCAAACAAAAAGGUAUUGUUCACUGCCAUUUCAAAGCUGUAAAAUAAUAUGUUGUGUCUUACAGCAUCUUCAAUUAAGACACAGUACCUUAAAACAAACAGUGCAAAAUACGUUAACCACUUCUCAGAAAGGAUCCUGGCUACUUUUUUACUUCGGUUACUGUUCCCAGAUAUUUACAUUUCCAAAAUCUCACAGACAUUGCACUCAUCUUUGUGCUCACUUCUGUAAAUUACAUGCUUUUAUGCAUUGGCAAAGUCAUGGUGGCACUACAGUAAAGGUCUUGAGUACCAUCACUAGCAGUGGACACUAGCUGGCUUGACUACCAUGAUUCACCAACUUCCUUUUUGUGCCAGCCAUGCAUUGUGUUUGAGUUGCUCCAUGUAGGAGCAAUAAUUGACGAGUGAAGUAAGAGAAUAGAAACCUUUUGUGACAGCAUAUGAACGUAAACUUAGACGUUCUCACGUGCUGAUAUUAUGUGGCAUUUCUCAAAGCUUUCCAAUCCAGAAAAUCAACCGUGUUCAGUGAUACCAUUCAUGCAACAUAAGCAAGAUUUGGGAAGUUUUGCAGGGUCUAUUUGAGAUUCAGGGUGAGUGUAAAUUAAUGUUAUGAAUAUGAAGAGUAACUCCUCAAGCUUUCUGCAAAAUGCUGCAGGAGCAGUGUAGUUCACUGGUGGUGCCAUUAGGUUAUAGUUUGUUGAAAUGGCAGGUGCAGAUCAUGUUUUGGGAGGGUGUUUUCUGUGGUACAGAUACUUAACACUGUCUUCUUUUGAAGUGCUGAAUCGCCCAUUGAAUUGAGCCUGUGAGAAGCAAAAUAAGUCAUGCCAACUGUCAAUGCUGUCAUUCUGCAGCCCGUAGUUUCUGUAAUCCAUUUUGCUGCAAGAUGCAGGAAAUAUGGCAGUUGAACACAGUGAUUGUUCUCUCUCUCUUCUUUUUUUUUAACACAUCAGAGAACAGAUGUCCUUAUCAAACUAGUCAAGAACCAGGAGUAUGGCAUUUGCUGAUGAUUAUGUGGCGAAGCACGCAUCUACAUGUUUUGCAUGUAAAGUUUUUUUUGUGUUUGUGCAUUAUAGGGAUGUGUUUUGAUGUGUUAAGAUAUCAGAAGCAUGCAUAAUGUGUCACUUUCAUAUACAGUUAAACCUCGAUAUAACGAACUUCAAUAAUGACGAAAUCCUCGAUAUAACGAAGUAUUUAACUUUUCAUAACCUCUUGACCAUCGAACACCAUGUAAUUAGAACCUUAAUAUAGCGAAGUGUGUUUGUAUGCGAUUUCAGUAUAACGAAAUUUCGCUUCCGCAGCAAAAGAACGCCGAGACAAUAGAUGGAAACUUCCGCGGACGCAAAUGGACAAAUUAUUGAAUUAUAAGCGGCUGCUUGCAAACACAUUUCUUCUCAUAUCGCGCGCGGCGCGACAAGAGCGACCGCCGAAGUGAAGCCGCAUCAUGUUCCAUGUAAAGUCCAAGAGCGAUAAGAUCCUAUCGUGCCCCGUGUUUUGUGCUUUAGGUGCGAGUGAAAGUGUGAGAGGGCGAGAAAGAUGGUGGCUUCACGCACGAGUGCCGCCUCCAUGCGCGAGCAAAGGGAAAGAGGGGGAGGGGAGCGAGCUCGCGGUAACACCAUCCGCCUUGGUAACACGAUCAAGCGCGCGCGAGGGCCGGGGCGGGGAGUUGGCGCACGUCUUGACCGAGUAUGACUGUAAGCGCGGCUGAGCGCAUACGCAGCCGCGUACCCUGGCUUUAGAGGCAAUCUGCCGCGUGUGCAAAGAGUGGGCGUGCCGAGACGGUAAGCUGUCUUCCCGCACGUUUAGUAUUGAAGGUUGCGUAAUCUCGAAUUUCGGUGAACCGUUGGAGCGACAGGCAGAUGAAGCAUUCGCUCCCCGCUGCUGGCGCUUUUCAUGAUAGCGUCGUCCGCACUGGGACGACGCUAUCAGCCGCGAGGGCAGAGUGCACGCGAAAGCGUGCUGGCUUCGCUUAAUUCGUCCGCCUAUGUGGAGAUAUCGUCGACGUGGCAUGAAACCGUAUCAUUCGUCGCAGACUCCCAAAUUUAUCAGAGUGAAUUCUUUUCUUGUUCAAAUUUGCUUUUUUCAAUUGCCGGACAAUUCGAAAAACUCUGCGGCGCCUUUCCGUGUAAGAAAAAUCGGGCGGCGACUGUACUUAUCUGCAUAAAAGGUCGAAUUUCGAUACAACAAAAUUUCAAUAUAACGAAGCAAAUUGCCGAUUUUACCUACUUCGUUAAAUCAAUGUUUAACUGUAUGAACGUUUUGUUGAAAGUUUCACAGCAUGUAUGGUUUGGAAAUGAAUUGCUUGUGUUAUGUAAUCAGCAGCUGGUAGUGGGUCAUAAAAGUUGUUACAUUGUCCCACAUGUCAAAAAAAAUAUCUAGAAUGAAAAUGGCAGCCUGUCAGACAUUGUAAUAACCACUUGUUAGCAGUGCUUUUGGAGUUCUCACCCAGAAACAAGGUGCAUAGAAGUGGCCGAUGCUGUACUUGAGGAGUGGGAAUGGUGGCAAUAGGAGAGAAUAGGGGACAAGUUGUUUUGAAGUUUAUUCUAAUGAAGUUUGUAGUCAUUGGAGUAGUGGCUUUCUUUUAGAAAAUUUUGAAGAAACUGGCCACCUGUGUAACAAAAAUCCAUCGACUUCCUAGUGACUGUUAUUGACCAGGACAUUCCUUGAUUCAUGUGAGCAUAACUCUGAUGCCUCUGUAAGAUGUGCCAGGUAAUAAGAAAGCUUGCAUUAAGCAGUGUGUAAAUUCUGAAUAAAACUCGGUGAGUUAAUAUUUCUACGUCUGCAUUGAGGUCCGUUGCCAACAUUCCAUUUUACAUGUUGAGUUGGGACUCUAAAUUAUGGAAGUUGCUUGUUCUCAACAAAGCUAUUUUGUGUGCAUGUCAUUUUAAAUGUUAUUGUUAAUACUGACAAAGUUGAUUCGUUCUACUUUAUACAAAUAUGUUGCUUCACUGCUGAAAUGACAGAAUUCUUCCAAUGCUUCAUUAUAUAAAAUUUAGCCAUGCUUUUAACUAAUUUAAUAACCAUCAGUUCAAUAUUUGUACAUAGUACUUGUGCGCAGUGUUUAGCUUAAAGGGCCCUCACUAUGUCUGGCCAUUUUCAGCUCACAAAUGCAGUGCAUACAAUGCGUGCUAAUGAUCACGUCCGAUAUGUAUUACAUCCCUACGUGCCGCAGAAAGAACUUAAAUUUCAAACAAAAUGCCAUUUGCUCUUCUCCUCGCGGACGCUGCGCUCCGAGCUGGAGAGUCGAUGUAUAUCACACAAGUGCAGCUACGUGCAUGGCAGUGCUGUGAUGUCGCUUAUGGUGACACGUGACUUUGAGAAUUAUUCAAGGCAACAGCAGUUAUUUAGUUGACCUGUUGCUUAAACAGACGAAUUAAAGUUAAAAAAAAAUUAUGAGGCACGCCGCAGUGGAGGACUCCGGAAAUUUUGAUCACCUGGGGUUCUUUAACGUGCACCUAAAUCUGAGUACAUGGGUGUUUUCGCAUUUUGCCCCCAUCGAAAUGCGGCCGCCGUGGCCGGGAUUCAAUCCAUCCCGCGACCUCGUGCUCAGCAGCCCAACACCAUAGCCACUGAGCUACCAUGGCGGGUGAAUUAAAGUUUAGAGAAAUAAUAAAACCUGCAAGCCGAAUGCAUGUCUUUGUUUUACUUCGUACCGUAACAAGAGAGUUGUACUUCUGUUUUGUCUGCUUGUUCCCAUGUCGUUCACUCGCGCGCAAAGAGAACGAAACUGUCAUUUUCUAACAUGUUCCAGUGCACGAUCAUACUCUGUGAUCCGCUUGCAUCUGCCUCAGUGUUCGUGUAGCACUGACUUAUACCGCUAGUCAGGUGUUCUCGUGCACAGCGUGCAAAAUGAGACAAACGUAACAGCUCGCACACGAGACCAUCAUUGGAAGUGUGCCGUGCAGCAAAAAACGAGAAAGAGAAAAAAAAAGAAGGCGGUGUCUGCGACGUAUGCGUCACGCGAUACUCCAGCUCUGGUAUGGGAGAAUGCAGGAAACGAAUUUAGCUUGCGGAGGCUAGACAGAGCAAGUGGAGAGAGGGUCUAUGUUGGCAGUGGCACUCGCCUCCUGAAAUGAUGUGUUUAGAACGCUGUAAUAUUUCUAUCUCGGCUAUUAAUGAACCAAUCUGAAAAAUUAUUGCAAUAGAACGCUCCCUAAAAGACGCAUAACAACUUCUAUCGUAUAACCAAAAUUUGCUAUGUGACGUGGUGAGGGGCCCUUUAAGAUUUUCUAGGAACUUGUGUUGUUUGACAUAAGCAAAUAGUGGAUCAUUGUGUAAUUUGCCUUAUGAUUGCCUUGUUUCUUCAUAAUAAUUUCAUUUAUUAUAGCAUUCUUCAGGUAUAUUUUCUACAUAGAUAGUGUUUGUGAGGUUAUUUUAAUGAAAAACUACUUCAGGGUUAACUGAAAAUGCCUUGUUUUUUUCUACUGUGAAGUAUGCUGCUUGCUUUCAAAGAUAAGCUAACAUGUAAAAUGAGAUUUAAGCCAAUAACCAAUACUACAGUAUGUCUACUAACAAACAGUGCUUCUUGUAACUUUGGCUGAGCAUUAAACGUGAAGUCAUCCUGUA